Messenger RNA from Tarenaya hassleriana, 2024 nucleotides. RefSeq lists its product as uncharacterized. The transcript has 9 exons. Gene Ontology annotation, molecular function: protein binding. The record is from RefSeq and is a predicted model, not a curated record. NCBI's taxonomy places the organism in Eukaryota, Viridiplantae, Streptophyta, Magnoliopsida, Brassicales, Cleomaceae. Bases 268 to 1833 code for a protein of 521 amino acids.
AUAAGUAAUUUCAAAAGUUGUUCUCUCUCUCUCCCCACAAGGGAAGAAAACCAAAGAGGCUGGAAGGGCGCAACCUCGUUGGAUCAGCGAACAUCCCUCGACAAUGUUCUGAUCAAAACCCAUUUCGCAUGAACACCAAACAAAUCCUACUCUGUGGAAUUCGAUGAUCUGAUCAUUAAUCCAAACGAGUAAGAUCACGGAGCCAGAGAGAGAGAGAGAGAGAGAGAGAGAGAGAGAGAGAGAGAGAGAGAGAGAGAAGAACCCGAAAUGAGCGGGAUACAAGCGAAGAACCCUAAGAAACCGAAAGUAGAAGCAGAAGAAGAAGACGAAGCUAACGUCUCUUGCAGAGAAGAGCAGGAAGAAGCCCUUGUCGCUUUGGUCGAACACCGAGCCGAUGAAGUCGAGCGUAUCAAGCAGCGUAUAUCCGAUUACGAAACCAAGCUUAUUGAAGCGGAAAGGAGUUUGCGAGAUGCGAAAGCCAAAUUAGCCUGCCUUCGUGGUGAAGAUGAGGCUAAUGAAACCAAGAUUGCAAACGGGGAAAGACGGUCGAAGAUUCUGAGAAAUGCGAGUGAAGGGUCUAUGACAAGCCCUACUCAGUCUAACAAAGAGCGUGCUGCAGUACCCAACAAGAAUGUAAGACCCUGCAAUAGCUCUCAUACCCAGGGCAGUAACUCUAAGCACAUAGCUGCUGCAAAGCAAAAAAUAGCAAAGUCUCAUGAUGGCCAUGCCGUAGAAGCUAGUGGAGGUCGAGAUAGAGGGACGAAAAGGAAGAUUGAGCAAAAGGAACACAAAGAAGUGAUUCGGUUUAUAGGUAGAAACUCUUCACCAACCACCAUCAAGUGCCAUACUAGCAACCAAAUCUCCAGUCAGCACAAGAGGAAAUUAAGAAGCCUAAUUCUGUGUCCGGUAAAUGAUCAGCUCUUUGCAACAAGUUCUCUGGAUGGUAUGGUGAACUUGUGGCAACUGCAGCCUGGGAGGUUGGCUGCAUCUUUGCUUAGUACUGCAGAUUGCUUGUCCCCGAAACAGAGAAGAUGGGCAGAAGAUAUGGCAUGGCAUCCAUCUGGGGAUAGAAUUUUCUCGGUAUAUACAGCUGAUGAUGGAGACUCUCAGAUAUCGGUCCUGAAUCUGAACAAGACACAUGGGAGUUCAAGAGUAACUUUCUUGGAGAACAAGCCUCAUGUAAAAGGAAUUAUCAACAACAUAGUGUUCAUGCCAUGGGAAAAUACAACCUUUGUCACGGGGGGAAGUGAUCACGCUGUUGUUAUGUGGAAUGAGAGUGAUGAAGAAAACAAAUGGAAGACGAGAUCCUUACAUAGGAACCUUCAUUCUGCUGCUGUAAUGGGAGUAGCUGGGAUGAGGCAUAAACAUGUUGUGUUAUCUGUUGGGGCAGACAAGAGAAUAUACGGGUUCGAUGUUCAAGUUGGAAGAGCAGAUUACAAACAUCAGAUCGAGUAUAAAUGCAUGAGCGUCCUCCCGAACCCUAGCGAUUUUAAUCUUUUCAUGGUUCAAUCCGGGGAACCCGAGAAGCAGCUGCGACUGUUUGAUAUAAGGUUAAGGCAAACCGAACUCCAUUAUUUUGGGUGGAAGCAGGAUAGCAGCGAGUCACAGUCAGCUUUGAUAAACCAAUCUUGGUCUCCAGAUGGUCUAUGCAUCACAUCUGGUUCAGCCGACCCCGUCAUCCACUUUUUUGACAUCAGGUACAACGGGCAUAAGCCAUCUCAAUCUAUAAAGGCGCAUCAGAAGCGGGUUUUCAAGGCCGAAUGGCAUUACUCUCAGCCACUUCUCAUCUCCAUAUCUUCCGACCUUAACCUCGGCCUCCACAAGAUCUCUUGAAAGUGUUUUUUUUUUCAGCUCAGAAGCUCUUGUUCUCCCCAUUGCUCUUCCAUGGAGAGAUGUGAAGGUUCUAGUCAAAGUAAAACACAUAUUAGCCCUCUCUUUAAGGAAUGUUAAAUAUUCAUAUUGAUUAUUCAAAACAUUUGUUAAAUGACGAGCAGUUCCAAAUAGUGCAUGCGUUCUUCUUCACA